Photinus pyralis (common eastern firefly) is the source of this 7171-nucleotide messenger RNA. It is a transcript of the gene nompC, whose product is annotated as serine/threonine-protein phosphatase 6 regulatory ankyrin repeat subunit B. Gene Ontology annotation, molecular function: protein binding; calcium channel activity. The record is from RefSeq and is a predicted model, not a curated record. Gene Ontology annotation, cellular component: glycosylphosphatidylinositol-N-acetylglucosaminyltransferase (GPI-GnT) complex; membrane. Gene Ontology annotation, biological process: calcium ion transmembrane transport; GPI anchor biosynthetic process. NCBI's taxonomy places the organism in Eukaryota, Metazoa, Arthropoda, Insecta, Coleoptera, Lampyridae.
GCUACCGGAAUGACACCGUUAAUGUAUGCAGUGAAAGACAACCGAACUUCGCUUUUGGAUAAAAUGAUCGACUUGGGAUCUGACGUUAGUGCUAGAAAUAAUGACAACUACAACGUCUUGCAUAUUGCCGGCAUGUACUCCAGAGAAGAUGUAGUGAAGCUGCUACUAGGGAAAAGAGGAGUAGAUCCAUUUUCGACCGGAGGAUCGAGGCAACAGACGGCCGUCCAUCUGGUAGCCUCGAGGCAAACGGGAACGGCGACCGCAAUCCUUCGGGCUCUUCUCGCCGCCGCGGGAAAGGACAUUCGCCUGAAACCUGACGGGAGAGGAAAGAUUCCUCUACUGUUAGCAGUGGAGGCCGGCAAUCAAUCUAUGUGCAGGGAACUUUUGAGUUCCCAAACGGCGGAUCAACUCAAAUCGGCGUCUGCUAAUGGAGAUACGGCACUCCAUCUGGCUGCGCGCCGAAGGGACAUUGACAUGGUGAGAAUCUUGGUAGAUUACGGUACCAGCGUCGAUCUGCAAAACGGCGAAGGUCAGACGGCUCUACACAUCGCCGCGGCCGAGGGCGAUGAGAUUUUGGUAAAAUACUUUUACGGGGUACGCGCCUCGGCCAGCAUAACCGACAAUCAAGAUCGCACCCCAAUGCAUUUGGCCGCGGAAUACGGGCACGCGAACAUCAUCGAGCUUUUGGUCGAUAAAUUUAAGGCGAGCAUCUUUGAAAGGACCAAGGAUGGAUCGACGCUUAUGCACAUCGCAUCCCUCAACGGACACGCGGACUGCGCGAUGAUGCUGUUCAAAAAGGGCGUCUAUCUUCACAUGCCCAACAAGGAUGGCGCUCGGAGUAUACAUACGGCGGCAAAAUAUGGUCAUAUUGGCAUAAUCAAUACCCUUCUACAAAAGGGAGAAAAAGUGGACGUAACAACUAAUGAAAAUUACACUGCUUUACAUAUUGCGGUGGAAGCCGGAAAACCGCUAGUUGUAGAGACUUUACUAGGAUACGGCGCCGAUGUACAUAUUCAAGGCGGUAAAUUAAGGGAAACAGCUUUGCACAUAGCUGCCCGAGUUAAGGAUGGUGAUAAAUGUGCCUUGAUGUUAUUAAAAUCUGGAGCAGGUCCCAAUAUUACCACAGACGAUGGGCAAACUCCAGUUCACGUUGCUGCCAAAUACGGAAACCUUCACACACUACUUUUACUACUCGAUGAUGGAGGAGACCCCCAGUUCAAGAAUAAGAACGCCGAAACGCCCCUGCAUUUGGCGUGUAGAGGGUGUAGGCCAGACGUCGUGCGACAUCUAAUUAAUUACAUAAAACAAAAUAAGGGUAACGAGGUAGCUGCGCAAUACGUGAAUGAAGUUAACGAUAACAACGAGAGCGCCCUACAUUACGCCUGUGCUGUGACCAAGGAAGAAGUCGACGUUCCCUUGGCCGACAAAGAAGUCGUGAGGCUCCUGCUGGAAAACGGAGCUGACGUAAAUUUGCUAUCGAAACACGCUCACGAAACGUGCUUCCAUUACGUUGCGGUUUCCGGAAAUAACGACGUCCUGAUGGCGAUGAUUUCCCAUAUGUCAAACACAGACAUGCAAAAAGCUCUGAAUAAGCAGUCGGCAAUCGGUUGGACCCCACUAUCAAUAGCAUCUCACAAAGGUCACACGGAAUUUGUAAAUAACCUGCUGACGAAUCACGCGAGAGUAGACGUCUUUGACACCGAAGGGCGGUCGGCUCUGCACUUGGCCGCCGAAAAGGGCUUCCUAAAAGUGUGCGAUCUCCUCCUCACGCAUAAAGCGUUUAUCAACUCAAAAUCGCGAGUUGGCCGAACGGCAUUGCAUUUGGCGGCCAUGAAUGGCUAUACACACCUGGUUAAGUUUCUGAUUAAAGACCACAACGCCGUGAUCGAUAUUUUAACUUUGCGUAAACAAACACCGCUGCAUUUGGCGGCAGGUGCCGGCCAAAUCGAGGUAUGUAAAUUACUUCUGGAACUAGGAGCCAAUAUCGAUGCGACCGACGAUAUGGGGCAGAAACCUAUCCAUGCGGCUGCCCAGAAUAACUUCUCGGAGGUGACCCAGUUAUUUCUGCAACAGCAUCCGAGUCUGGUAAUGGCGACGACGAAGGACGGAAAUACGUGUGCGCAUAUUGCGGCAGCUCAAGGUAGCGUUACUGUCAUCGAGGAGCUGAUGAAGUUCGACAGGCAGGGGGUGAUCACCGCCAGAAAUAAGCUGACCGACGCGACGCCCCUGCAAAUAGCCGCGGAAGGUGGACAUUCGGAGGUUGUCAAGGCUUUAGUGAGGGCCGGAGCGUCUUGUACCGAUGAGAACAAGAGCGGAUUUACGGCCGUGCAUUUGGCGGCAAAAAACGGCCACGGGCAGGUUUUGGAGGUUUUAAGGUCGACCAACACUCUUCGGAUAGUCAGUAAAAAGUUGGGGGUGACGGCUUUGCAUAUCGCGGCAUACUUUGGACAGGCUGAUACGGUCCGGGAGCUGCUCACUCACAUACCCGGCACUGUCAAAUCAGAACCGCCGAGCGGCGCGUCCCUAGUGCCAACGCUGGGAAAUGAAUCAGGAAUGACUUCGUUGCAUUUGGCGUCGUUUUCGGGUAACGAAAACGUCGUAAGGUUGCUCUUGAACUCGGCCGGUGUGCAGGUGGAUGCAGCCUCGCACGAAAAUGGUUACAACCCCUUGCAUUUGGCAUGCUUUGGUGGUCACACGACAGUUGUGGGUUUAUUACUAAGUAGAUCCGCCGAACUGCUCGAGAGUCACGAUAAGCACGGUCGACGGGGUCUACACAUAGCGGCGACUCACGGUCACUACCAAAUGGUGGAAGUUUUAUUGGGUCAAGGUGCGGAGAUCAACGCAACGGAUAAGAACGGAUGGACGCCUUUGCAUUAUGCGUCAAGGGCGGGCUGUUUUGACGUCGUAAAAUUACUGACCGAAUCUGGGGCAUCUCCCAAAUCGGAAACGAACCUUGGCGCCGCCCCGAUUUGGUUCGCAGCCUCUGAGGGCCACAACGACGUCCUCGAAUACCUACUAACAAAGGAACACGACACCCACACGCUAAUGGAGGACAGAAGAUUCGUUUACAAUCUCAUGGUCUGCUCCAAAAAUCACAACAACAGGCCCAUGGAGGAAUUCGUCCUCGUUUCACCGGCACCCGUUGAUACCGCCGCUAAACUAUCCAACAUACUCAUCGUACUGUCCAACAAGGAGAAGGAGCGAGCUAAAGAUUUAAUCGCGGCCGGUAAACAUUGCGAGUACAUGGCGACCGAAUUGUUAGCUUUGGCCGCCGGUUCGGAAUCGGCCGGAAGAAUCCUUACGGCCACCGAUCGGCGGAACGUCGAAUUUUUGGACGUACUUAUCGAAAACGAGCAGAAGGAAGUGAUAGCUCAUACGGUCGUUCAGCGAUACCUCCAGGAACUGUGGAGAGGAUCACUGAAUUGGCCUGCAUGGAGAACCGUCUCGUUGUUUUUCGCCUUUAUCAUCUGCCCCCCGCUUUGGGUGGCCCUAACUUUGCCGCUCGGGCACAAAUACAACAAAAUUCCCAUCAUUAAGUUUAUGUCGUACUUAACCUCUCACGUGUACCUCAUGUUAUUUUUACUGAUAGUCGGCGUGACACCCCCAUACGCAGUGGUGCGCGAAAUGUUAAUCCCUUACUGGUACGAAUGGAUCUUAUUAGUGUGGUUAAGUGGACUCUUACUAUUCGAAUUGACUAAUCCUAGCGAUAAAUCGGGACUCGGAUGGAUUAAAAUAUCGGUGCUGCUUUUUGGAAUUUUCGGUGUCGGUACGCACGUGCUGGGAUUUUUUAUUACGCCCAACAGUUGGCCGACGUUGAUGUAUUGCCGAAAUCAGUUAUUUGCGCUAUCGUUCCUGUUGGCAUGCGUGCAAAUAUUGGACUUUCUGUCGUUCCACUACCUGUUUGGACCAUGGGCGAUUAUUAUAGGAAACCUAAUGAAAGAUUUGGCAAGAUUUCUUGCCGUUUUAGCCAUAUUCGUUUUUGGAUUCUCCAUGCACUUCGUCGCGCUGAAUCAGCCCUUUAAGGAUUUGUCAAAUACGGAGGUGAAGCAGCUGCGUAGGCCGCCACCGGGAUACUUUCGUGAAGUGCUUAUGAAUCCAGCAAAAGCAGCUGAAAGGUUGUUGUUCGCCCUUUUUGGACAGUCGAGAAAUACCGAUUUAAUUACAAUGGCACCUCCCGAACGUGCCCAAUUGAGACCAGACUGGACGAAAAUUUUGUUCAAAAUAGCGUUUGCCAUAUAUAUGUUGGUUACCGUGGUUGUUCUUAUUAAACUUCUAAUUGCCACGAUGUCAGACACAUACCAACAAAUUCAGGCCCGAUCUGACGUCCAAUGGAAGUUUGGAUUAAGCAAAUUGAUUAGAAGUAUAGAUCGAACGACGACAGCGCCACCGCCAGUUAAUCUAAUCACAACUUGGCUUUUCUAUUUUGUUAGCGUUUAUAGAACUAGGGCAAAAAAAUCAAUGUACGCAAGCCCAAGAACGAAAGCGAGCGGUAAAUGGCUCGCGAAGUUGCGAAAGCGAAAAGAGAGGACGAGAAGAACGUCACUGACCGUCACAUCUUUAGUGCAGUAUAAAGAUUCCGUCGACCACCAAAAAAGCAUUGUAGCAAUAAUACGUUCGAUUGAAACGGUAACGGAUUGGAACGCAAUAUCGAAAAAGUACAGAUCCCUGAUGGGUCUCACCAGUAUUUCCGAGGUUGAACAUUCCAAAGGGAACGAAAGUGGCAGCGAGCAAAGCGAGGAUGAUUCCUAAAUUAAAAUGUGUUCCAAAAAUGCUUCCAAAACAACUUUAGAACGUGUCUUUACCUAAUGCAAAAAAAACCUAUAUUUAAAUAGCGCUUUUGGUACUUAUACAGAGAAACAGGGUAGGAAAUCUGACGUAGAUCGGAUUUAGACAAGUCUGAAAAUUUAUUAUUAACUGAUCUCAGAGUAAUAUAUCUUGUUGUACAUGGAUUUUUUAUAAUGAAAUUUAAUAUGUGCAACAGUGCCGUAGCAAAUACUAAAUCAUUAUACAAUACAUAACAAGAUCCGACCAAAACGUCUUGCAAAUGCCAUUUUCUGAUCAUUCACAACUUAACUUUAGGUUCAAUACAAAAAUACUUUUCCUUUGAGAAAAACGUCUUUCAUACCUAGCUCAUUUUUGGAGGUAAUAACAAUAGCAAAAUCAUUACAUACCUGCAUGACAAGUCUUCCAUAAAUAUGUUCCGUUUCGCACCUAGAUCAUUUGUACCAAAGAUAAUGUUCACCUAGGCAUUUCGUGCCUUAAACUUUUUGACUCCUAGUUUUAAAUUAGCAUAGGAAAACUGAAGUCAACUAAUACCUAAUUAACGGAGCUGAAAUGCUAAGAGACUAAUUCUUCCCCUGCUUCUCCACGCCGAGGGCUAUUCGGAUGCUACAAAAAUAAUUUACAUAGCUCUACGGCAGCUGGUUUCCUUAUCAGCGGUUAAAACGCCUCUACAAAUUGAAAAAAUAUUUUUACCUUCUAUUUCUCACACCUAGAAGAAAUUAAAUCUGAAAGCUACGGUUUCUUAAUAACGAAGCGCCCAGUUACUGACCCGUAUAUGGUGAUUAAAGAGGGUUCUUAUACGAAACGGGUGCUUCGUUACAAGAAUUGAAGAAUUUUAAGAGCUGUAGAUGAUGAAAGCUGAAGGAUCGGAAGAACUGUUACUGAAUCCAAAGAGCUAAAAAAAAUGCAACUAAUCGAUCAGAAAACUUCUAACAAUAGCACCCGAAGCAUCACAAAGAUUCCGAAGGUCCGCCACGUGAGUGAAUAGCCUCAACAAUCUGACUAGAAUGAAAUCAGAAGAAUUGAUGCAUCCGAUGGAAUUGAGGAAUCCAAAAUAGCUGUUAAAAACCCGAAUUUAAUAGAAUCAUACCUGAAAAUAUGAAAUAAUCAUAGACAUACGGUGUCUUCCCGGGUGGACUAAUCAAAAACUUUUUAUUUGUAAUAAACAAACAACGUAUUUCUUCUAUCACACUUGGUUCUCAAAAAAUUCUCAUUCGGACGACAGAUGCGCCUCCUUCAAACCUUCCACUUUACCACCACAAGUUUUAUCGUGGUGCAAAUUUACCAAUUGCAAAUAGUACAGGGAGCGAACGUCCAUGGUUGCGAAUUUUCCUCGUCGUGGAAUAUUAUGCUGCAAAUUAUCCAUGGUCCGAAUUAUCCGGCUGAGAAUUGUCCAGAUAGGAAUAGUUCGACUGCAAAUUAUCAUGAUACCAAUUGUUCAUGGUGCAAAUUAUCUGAGUAUGAAUUGUCCGGGUGCGAGUUUUCUAUUGUGCAAAUUUAGCUUGGUACGGAUUGUGCAAGAGUGAAUUGUCUUGGUGUGCGUUGCCUAAGUACGAAUUAUACGGUUGCAAAUUAUUCUGGUACGAAUUGUCCGAGUGCGAAUUAUCUAUGGUAGGUAUUCUAUGAUGCGAAUCGUGUUUGAUGGGAAUUAUAUAAGGAGCUAUGGUGCAAAUUGUACGUGGUGUGAAUUAUCCGGGUGAUAAUUAUCAGCGUGCGAAUUGUAAAUGGUGUGAAUUAUUCGAAUGCGAAUAGUCGGGAUGCGAAUUAUCUGAGUAUGAAUCAUCAGAGUGCAAAUGGUAUAUGGUGCGAAUUGCCUAUUGUGCAAAAUUACCAUGUUGCAAAUUGUCUGAGUUAGAAUUUUUUUGGGUUCGAAUUACACGAGUGCGAAAUAUACGGGGGUGGAUGAUUGUUGUACGGAUUAUCCGGGCACAAAUUGUCCAUGAUGGGCAUUCUAUCGUGGGAAUCUUGCUUGAUAAUUGUCCGGAUGCGAAGCAUCUGGGUACGAAUUAUACUUGACCACAAACUUUCCUACAUUUGUUCACAGAAAACAUUUUUGACUAGAAAGUAUAGUGGAGUAAGUCGCAACACCUAAAACCCAAAGCUUUUCAAGAAUACGGAAAUGUUCCUACAAUGUUACCUGUGAUGUCGUUCCUCGCGUUGUUCUCAUUGUUAAUUACUUCCUGAGCACUCAGUCAAAAUUAAUUUAAAGGUAUACGAAAUAGAAACUUCUCCACAGACAUAAUGAUAGAUAUCCAAUUCUUCAUAAAAAAGGUUUGAACUGCACCAACACAUACAUAAUUUGCUCCACCACCGUUACCCAAAGGAAAAUUGUACCCCCAUGCAAAGGUAAACAUUUCAUCUUAUUUAUCUAUAGUAAUUGCUACGCCAC